GCCGUUAAUAAUUCAUUUAUUUUGUCAGCCCACGAUCACAAAGCCUAGCCGCUGCGUAGCGCGGCCCUGAAAGUCUAGUAUCCAUAAAUUCUUGGCCACACCUUCUGCCCUUUGUAAUUCCAGAUUCCCGAAUCUUCAAAACCCCUUUUCCUAGAGAGCGUAGUCAAGAGUCAUCUUCUUCUUCUUCUUCUCCGGUAAUGAUGGUUACUUCAGCGAUACCAAGCCACUUCAAUCUCAUCCCUCCGACGGUCCUGGAACACUCAACUGCCUUUGCUCCUGCAACGCUUAGGCAUCCCAAAACCAGAAAGAAGAAACCAUUACUUUCUAGCACCACCCUAUUCCACGUUCCUCGUGAUAACGCCAUGGUCAAAGAAUGCCCAAGUUGUCCUGUGCGAACAAGGGCAUCCAGUGAUGGUGGCUCCGGCCGUGAUACAACUCAUCAGCAGGAGUCUACUAACACCGAGACAGAGAAAAACAGUAGCUUGGGGGACAGUUACAUUCCGUUAUUCAUUCGGAUGCUCGGGCUUGAUAACGAUCCCCUCGACCGAGAACAAGCCAUAGUUGCAUUGUGGAAGUAUUCGCUUGGCGGAAACAAAUGUGUGGAUAACAUCAUUCAAUUUCAGGGAUGUAUCAAUCUCACCAUUAACCUUCUAAACUCAGAGUCUAGUUCUUCAAGUGAAGCUGCUGCGGGGCUUCUGCGCUCUAUAUCUUCGGUGAAUCAAUAUAGGGCCGUGGUAGCAGAAAGUGGGGCCAUUGAAGAGAUUAAUGGUCUGCUUAGUCAACCAUCCUUGACUUCCGAGGUUAAAGAACAAAGUAUAUGUACUCUGUGGAACUUAUCAGUCGAUGAGGGGCUCAGAACUAAAAUUGCAAGCAGCACUAUCCUGCCGUUACUUAUUAUGUCUUUGAAGAACCAAGACAUCAGAGUGAAAGAAGCAGCUGGUGGAGUUCUAGCUAAUUUGGCAUUGACUUCGUCCAAUCACAAGGUCAUGGUUGAAGCGGGGAUUAUCCCUAAGCUGGCUGAGUUCUUAAAAUCUGAUCCCGCAGAGGAAUAUAAGGUCAUCAGAAAGGAGGCAAGAAAUGCUCUUCUGGAACUUUCCAAGAAUGACUAUUAUAGACUACUUGUUAUUGAAGAAGGCCUCGUCCCUGUCCCACUGAUUGGUGCAGCCGCCUAUAGUUCAUUUGUUCCAUCUUUGCUUUCAUGGCCGAGUUUGCCUGAUGGGACCGAGAUUGAGCGUACAGCCAGAGGUCCUUCAAGGUAUGGUGCUUCUGAGUUACUCCUUGGACUAAGUGUUGAUGAGAAGAGUACUAACAUACAGGAGGCAAAGAUUCAAGCUAUGAUAGGGCGGUCCAAGCAACAAUUUCUUGCUCGGACUGGGGCCAUAGAGAUUGAAGAUAACAAAUUAUCAAUAACUAAUGUGCCUAGCGAGAGGCAGUUCACUCUCUUACCUUGGAUAGAUGGUGUGGCUAGAUUGGUUUUAAUCCUUGAGCUACAGGAUGAGUCCGCCAUAUCUCGGGCUGCAAGGUCAAUUGCAGAUGCAUCAAUAAAUGAGCAUAUGCGUACAUCUUUCAUGGAAGCUGGAGCGGUCAAGCAUUUAGUUCGGCUCUUGUAUCACAACAAUGAUUCUGUCCAAGUGCCUGUGCUAGGUGCUCUGGUGAGGUUGUCCCCUAGCUACGUUGUUUGCCAGAAAAUUGAAGAAGAAGGUGUUAUGACUCCCUUGAUUAACUUCAUUAAGAACUCAAAGACAUCAAGUGAUUCUGUUGAAAAGGCAUUGGAUUUACUAGCUAGAAUUAUGGAUCCAAGUAAAGAAAUGAAAUCAAAGUUUUAUGAUGGACCAGUUAAUGGCUACAAAGGAAGAAUGGAUGAUGUAGGAGGCACUGAAACAUCUGUUGACACCGUGUCAAAUCUAGAUAACAGACUUGAGCUGCUUGACACUUCUGUCAUUGCUCACCUUGUUGAGAUGCUGAGGCAUUCAUCUCCAAGCUUACAGCGGAAGGCAGCUACAGUGCUCGAGUUUAUGGCAAAUACUGAUGCCGGGAGGAAUGCUGUCAUCUCAGCCUCUGUUGAAUCAGGUCUAGAUGCUGCUUUUCAACAGAGUGCAUUGACUGGUACAGCUACUCCAAUCCCUGAAAUUAUCACCAAGCCGUGUAGCUUUGCAUUAAGACUCAAUUUCAAUGGUUUAAAUAAAUUAAUUGGUUUUAGCUUUAGGAGCAAGAGGAUUAUGCACGAACUUGUGUGGCACUAUCAGAUGUAUAAAGAAUUUCUUGGUAUCGGUAACUUGUUUAUUCUAUAUCGUGUAUGUCAUUUAUCCUGGUCAUCUUUGGCGUAUUUGGGCAGAAAUAAAUUCUGAAGAUGAAAUUGAGGAGCUGUACAUCCUUCAAGUGGAAGAAGCUGGUCUUGUCAUAUCUGCAGCAUCUCAGCUACUGGCCAAGCUCCUUGACUCGGACCAAUUUCGCAACAGGAUAGACUUAACCCAGUUCAGUCAAUUGCUCCGCGAAAUCCUGAAGUCAAAUCAUCUCCCUCUCCAUCACAAGGACUGGGUCGCUGCUUGCCUGAUCAAACUGAGUAGUUCACUCGGUAGUAUUCCUAACUACACACAAUUGCGACAAGAUCCCACCAUAAUCAACACUGAAGUAGUAACACUUUAUGAAACAAUCCCAAGACUAGUGGAGAAGCUUCUGGCCUCAUCAUUGUCCUCUCCCAUUGAAGAGAUCACUGCUGCUGUUGUGGAACUCAACAGAAUCAUCUCCGGAGGAGAAGUGGUUGCUGCUUCUCGAGCUGUUGCUUCUACAGGUGGCAUCUUUCCGUUGGUGAAGCUGCUGGAAAGAGGAGGGAAUGAUGAUGGGGUGGUGGUGGAUGCGGCAGUGUCAAUACUCUAUAACUUGAGCAUGGAUAGCGAGAACCACCCGGCAAUUAUAGCUGCCGGAGCAGUGCCAGUUCUGAGGAGAAUCAUUUUGUCGCGGAGACCUCAGUGGAAGAAAGCUCUGCUUCUGCUGAGGGCUUUGCCCACAUGAGAGGAAAAAACUAUUCUGAGGAAAUGGUGAGAAGAAUUCUCGACUCUCUUUUGUAAACUAGUGACAUUUGUCUCUGUAGAUUAGAUAUUUGCACUUCUCAAGAUAAAAGAACCAUAGUUUGCGGGUUAGAUCACUUGAAUAGCAUCUGGUCAGGUUUAUUUUUGCGUUGUGUUUGGUAAAAACUAGGGUAAUCUCUUUUAUUAGUCAAAUCUUUUUUGGAUUCUUUUAUUAGUCAAACCUAUUGAAAUAAUUUUAAUUAGCCAAAUUCAAUACUACUUAGCCAAACGUACUGUAACCGAUGAAAGUAUUGGC
Messenger RNA from Linum tenue, 3324 nucleotides. The record is from the annotation of a GenBank genome assembly. Lineage: Eukaryota; Viridiplantae; Streptophyta; Magnoliopsida; Malpighiales; Linaceae.